Messenger RNA from Bacillus rossius redtenbacheri, 7528 nucleotides. RefSeq names its product extracellular serine/threonine protein kinase four-jointed (gene fj). Bases 118 to 1248 code for a protein of 376 amino acids. The record is from RefSeq and is a predicted model, not a curated record. Gene Ontology annotation, biological process: cell-cell signaling. Lineage: Eukaryota; Metazoa; Arthropoda; Insecta; Phasmatodea; Bacillidae. The transcript has a single exon.
CGCGCCGGCUUGUUGUGUCGGAGCAGCGCGGAGCUGGCGCACACGGCCUGUGCAAGCAGGUUCGAACAGGUCGGGACGAGUCGGUGACGCGGCGCGGGCCAUGGUGCAGGCUGCGUGAUGCGCGCCUCGUGGCACUCGCGCUGCGCAGGCCGUGCCUUCCUGCUGGGACUGCUGGCGUGCUUGGUCUGGCCGCGCGCGCUGGCCAGCCCCGCCCGCAACGCCAGCGCCUACCGCAGCGUGUCGUUCCUCGCUAGGGCAGCCGGCCCGCCCCCGCCGCCCCCGCCCGCCGACGCCUCCCCCGCGCUGCUGGAUGGCUGCUACUGGGGCCGCCAGGUGGAGGCCGCGCUGCCCCGCGGCUACGACGUGGCCGACGACGAGGCCUGGCGCGACCUGGUGCGCAGCUCCGCGGCGGUGCGUCUAGAGGAGGGCUGCGGCCGCAUGCAGAACCGCCGCGUCGUGUUCGAGGACGGCUCGCAGGCGUGCUGCCGCUACCGCCAGAACACCGACCAGAUCCAGGGCGAGAUCUUCAGCUUCUACCUGGGGCGGCUGCUGGGGCUGCGCAACCUGGUGCCGUCCGCGCUGUCGCUGGUGCGCCGCGGCGCGCCGCAGUGGGCGCGCGUGCAGCCGCGCGUGGCGCAGGCGCAGUGGCAGGACGAGCGCGCGGUCGUGCUGACGCGCAACGUGUCGCGCCUGGAGGCGGCCUACAUCCCGGCCCGCCUGCGCGCGCCGGACCGCCGCCUGCACCCCCGGGACGUGCCCCUGCGCGGCGACCUCGCGGGCCUGGCGCAGUGGACCGACCUCGUGGUGUUCGACUACCUCACGGCCAACCUGGACCGCGUCGUCAACAACCUGUUCAACCAGCAGUGGAACCCCGCCAUGAUGGACGCGCCCGCGCACAACCUGGCGCGCCGGCGCGACUCGGGACUGCUCGUGUUCCUGGACAACGAGAGCGGGCUGCUGCACGGCUACCGCCUGCUCGCCAAGUACGAGCGCUACCACGCGACGCUGCUGAGCUCGCUGUGCGUGUUCCGGCGCCCCACGGCCGAGGCGCUCAAGACGCUGAGGCGCGACCGCGACGUCGGCAGGCUGCUGCGCGAAGCCUUCUCCGCCUGGGACCCGGGCAUGGCCGACUAUCUGCCCGCCAUCCCCGACCACAGCGUCAAGAUCCUCAACGAGCGCAUAGACAGGGUGUUCGAGCAGGUGACGCAGUGCGAGCGCCAGUACCCGCCGCGCGACGAGGCCUCGUAACCUCAGCUGCUGGUCCGAGCCUACCAGGUACUCUGCUGGAGCAGUGUGAACCCACAUCUACAUGUCUGUUCGCCUCGCUCGUCUGGUUAGAGCUGUCAGGGUUUUUUUCUGGAGUGGUGUGAACAUACGUGCACAUGUCUGUUCGCCUCGCUUCUCUGGAUAAGGCUUCCAGGUACUCUGCUAGAGUAUUGUGAACCCACAUCUACAAGUCCAUUCGCCUCGCUCUUCUGGUUCGAGUUGUCAGGAAGUCUUUCUGGAGCCAUGUGAACCCACGUCUACAUUUCUGUUCGCACUACUCGUCUGGUGCAGGCUGCCAGGUACUCUGCUGGAGUAGUGUGAAUCCAUGUUCACAUUUCUGUUUCCCUAGUUUGUCUGGUCCAGGCUGCCAGGUACACUGCUGAAGCAGUGUGAGCUCAUGUCCACAUGUCUGUUCGCCUCACACGUCUAGUCUAGGCUGCCAGGUACUCAUCUGGAGCAGUGUGAACCCACAUCCGCAUGUCUGUUAACCGUGUUAGUCUGGUCCAGGCUGGCAAGUACUCUGCUGGAUCAGUGCAGUGUGUACCCACAUUCACAUGUGUAUUCGUCUCGUUAGUCUGGUCCUGCCGGCCAAGUACUUUUCUGGAGCAUGGUGAACUUACAUCUACAUGUCUGUUCGGCGUGUUUGGCUGUAUUUCGUUUAAUAUUCUUUAUUCUGCUUGCUUUGUUACGUGUUGUUAAUAGCUAUCUAUGGCUCUGCUCUGUUGGUAACCUUUGUUGCCUGUUAAACCUAGUUUGCCAUUGGCAGUCUUAAUUUUGUUUCGUAUUUUUUAAUCCUUUUUUGAAUUUUUAUUUCGUUACCAGAUCAUGUAAUUACUGAAGUGCAGGUGUUAACGAAAACCUGUUAAUUCCCCUCUCUCUCUCUUCUUGUUUUAGCUUUAUUAAUUUUGUAUUUUUUCUAGCUAGUUUAAAUUAGUAAAUAUAAUUAAAAAUAUUUCGUUAAUUAUUUAAACAGUAUGUAUUUGAAGCCGAUAUAAUAUAUCAUUUUGUUAGUGGUUUGUGACAGUAAUGUCAAUUUACCAAAUAAACAUUAUUUUGCAUUGUGCUCAAGAAGUUAUUAAUUGUGAAAUAUUUUAUAUACCAUCUUAUUCAUAUAUUUAUUUGUUUACUGUUUUAGAAUUUAAUCACCUUUUAUAUAUAUAUAUAUUAAUUGAAGAACCAGUUUUAAUUUUUAAAAAAAAAUACAUCAGAGUAGGCCUACAAAUUGAACAGAACACCAAGUACUCAGAUUAAGGUUUUUUAAAAUCUCAAACAUUUCAAAUGCAGUACCUACGCCUGAUAACAUUCUGAUGCAUAACUAUAGUUCCUGAAUGAUUUUUGAGCACUUAGAUAUUUAUUAAAGAAUGGUAAAUUUGUCUCUGAAAAUAUAAAAUUAAAAAUUACAUGUUUACAAUUUUUUUUUUCAAUCGGAUUUGACUUUUUCACAGGAACAGUCUAACUGAGCAAAUGUAUCACCCAAAAAUGGAUAAACAAUGCACAGGUACAGUUUAGCUUUGCACAGUUAUCAGCAAACUAUGGCUAAACAAUGCACAGGUACAGUCUAGCUUUGCACAUUUAUCAGCCAACUAUGGAUAAACAAUGCUCAGUUACAGCCUAGCAUUGCAUCGUUAUCAGCCAGCUACUGAUGAACAAUGCAACAAUAAGCAUUUACAGUCGUACUUUGCACAGUAUCAAAAAGCCUUGGAUGAACAAUGUGCAGGUAUAGUCUAGCUUUGCCCAGUUGUCAGCAGGAAUGGUCUUUUGCGGGGUUGUUGUCAUUUAUGCACUGGUUUUUGUUAAUGUACGUCAAUAGAAAAUUUUAUCCAGUGCUCCGUUACAUGUCAGCAUUUUAUUUGUUUUUAAAAUAAAUGAAAAUUUGAAGAGAGAAAUAUUAUAAACAUGAAAUAUUUUGUUGUACAUAGCCUGCUGAUACCGAAAACAUGAAUUUUUCAUGUUUUGAAUGAUGAAAACUUGGAUUUACAAAAAAAUAUAUAAUAAUUUAAAAUAGGUACGUUUCUAAGCGCAGUUAUUUAUAACAUAAAUGUAUUUGUGUGUUUUUUUGUCCGGCACUAAGUAUAGUUCAAUCGAUAUUAUUUUAGGAAAUAUUCUAGUUAACUUAUCAACAACAAAAUUACAUUAUCAGUUUAAAAAAGGCUUCUAGGGCUUGACUAUUAGUAUUUUUAAGUUUUCGGUAGCAGCAGGCUAAAGUGUUAAUUUUUAUAAUAUAUUUCUCUUCAAUUUUUUAUUUAUUUUAAAAUCAAAUAAAAUGUUGAAGUGUAACGGAAUAGCUGUGUAAAAUUUUCUAUUGACGUACAUUAACGAAAAAAGUGCAUAAAGCCCUAGAAGGCCUUUUUUAAACUGAUAAUGUAAUUUUGUUGUUGAUAUGUUAACUACAAUAUUCCCUAAAGGAAUAUCGAUUGAACUAUAGUGCUGGACAAAAAAGCGUACAAAUACAUUUCUGUUAAAAUACUGGGGUUAGAAACGUAUUUGAAUUUUUUUAUUGUAAAUCCAAGUUUUUAACAUUGAAAACAUGAAUUUAAAAAAAAAUAACAAAAUAGAAAUCUGAGUAAAAUAUUAGGAAAACUAAAAAGGGCAGGUAUAUCAUUUGAAUGGACUAUUAAUUUAUAAAACAAAUAAAAUUAAAAAUUUUUGUGAUUUUUGAAACUGCACUGUUUGAAUGUUCAAACAUUUUUCUACUAUUUCAUAAAAUAUAAAUAUAUAGUUCCUCACAACUAAAGAACAAAACAAAUUAAGCGUGUACAACUACAUAUUGUUUAGAAGGUAGCAUAUGCACAUGGUUUAUAAAUAAAUGUUCUAUUUAGUUAUGUUUUCUCUGCAUACACUGUAAAAAAGUGUGUAUAUUUUACACAAAAUGUAUGUGAUAGCAGGAUCUCCACCGAUGUUAGUGUAAUUUUACACCUACACGUGUUGGUGUCUAUUUCUAUUCAAACACAAGAAUACAAAUACACCAACACGUGUUGGUGUAAAAUUACACUCACAUCAGUGGAGACUGCUGCCACAUACAUUUAGUGUAAAAUUACAAUUCGUAUGGUUUGGUAAAUAUGCAAUAGCUGCUGGUGUAUUUUUACUUCGUGUUAUAUAUAUCUGCAAAUGCAUGCAUUUAUAAAUUUACCACAAGUGCCAGUUAAUUUUACUGCAUCGUUAAGUAGCCGAGUAUCCUAAAUUUACAAUAACAAUGGACAUGUUAAUUUAUGCUACUUUCAAAACUAUUUUACUAUUUGUAGCUUGUAGCUAUUAUUGAACAAUGUGUACUUUAGACUUAUUUUAACAAUUUAUCAACUUUGAAUCACUUCCUACGUCCUGAGUGACCUAGCGGAGAGUCGAUCACGUGAUCUUCUGUUUAUCAGACAGGCAUCUUAAACUCAAGAUUAUCGUACACAAUAACUGCCACGAAGAAAUGGGAAUAUGACUUUAGUAACCUAAUUUAAAUUAAAUGGGUGUUUUUCAGUCUGGAUAGUAAAAUAAAUUGUAUUUUUUCAGUUCCUUGUGUAAAUUUACUGUGACAAAUGUUAUGCACUUUUACAAUGACGUGUGUGUGAAUAUACAACUAUAGCGUAGUGACAAAAAAUAUAACUUGAUUAGUUUAACAUUUGUUGUAUGUGUAAUUUCACAUAUAUGUGUAUACAUCCAAUUGUGUUAUUUAACACAUACUUUAUUGAAAAAAUAUAUAUUUUUUCAUUUGUACAUUUUUACCGAAGCCUUGUAGCAAAAUUUUGUUAUUUAAAACAUUAGUGUAAAAUUAGGUACCUACACCACGAAAAUGUAAAAUUAAUAAACUUGUGUAUAUGUAAUUUACGAAAUGUUUGUUAGUGUAAUUUGUUAGUAUUAUCGCAUAGUAAUUGACUUUAGAUUUGUACAUUUAAAAUUUUUUAAAAGUAUUUUCGGAAAAUAAAAUAAAAAUCUACCUAUAUUACUUCAUUAAGUGACUCUUUUUCACCGCCAGCUAUUAGUUGGCUAAUAAUGGGUGUAAAAUUUUAACUUUGUAUUUCUUUGUUAUAUAUUAUUUUUUACAAAAUCAAACAGUAACAUUUUCAACUAUAGGCCUGCUCAAUACUAAGUUAGAUAUUAUUUAAGAGAACUUUUAUAGCACGUCAAGUUUACAGCACUACAUCAAUAAUCAGCAUUAAAAAUGGGAUAAAUUUUCUGUUUUUUUGUAAAAAGAAAGAAAACUGUAGCUCUGAACCGCUUACAAAUAAUACCUAGAGCGUGGUGUUUCUAAGUCCCUAUAGUAGAAAAAUUUGUGUUCCAAAGUAGGUACAUAUUUUAAAUACCUACUAAAGGAGUACGUAUUAGUAGACUACAUUUAGUUCUGCACAAAGACGUUUAGAUACAGUAGCUAUAAAUAACCAAGUGAUUAUUAGGUGAUUGUGUGACUGUGCGACUGUAUAGUCAUAACCUGUGCUAUCUGGGCCCAUCGGUGCCACACACUUCGUGAUUAUGUGUACAGAGGUGAUUAUUGUACUACACUGAUUAUUGCCAUGUGGAUUGCUUGCGCAUCGUUAAAGUUCUAGUGAUAAAACGCGGAAAUAUAAUAACACCUGUUGUAUUAAAAUGCACUGUAAUAUGACGUGUUAACAAUAGAUCUGUGUGUGACACUACGAUUUGUAAGAGAUGGAGCCAAUGAUACCUAAUUCCGCCUCAUUUAUUGUAACAACUAUGAUUCACGUACAUAAAAUCAGACCUACACUGAGUGAAUAUGGAUGGCUUUUUUUCCUUUAAACUUUUUAAUAGACAUAAAUAGAUGUAAAAUAUUGACGAAGUAAGACCUCCAUCGAAAUACCUGAGAGAGUUUAAAAUAGUGUAUAUUUUCUACAUCCGUUUUUUUCAUGAGAAUAAAAUAAUUACUAAAUAAAAUAUGUUAUACCAACAAUAUCACUUUAAUUACAUUAUUUUCUCACUAUUAAAUAAAUUACUGAUACUAAGAAACAUUUCCUGGUGAGUUCGUUGGUAUGUCGAGAUAAGCAAUUGUGCCCGACAAAACACGAACGUGUUACAUUGCUCUACAGAACGGCUCUGAAUUCUACCGACAAAUUUCGGCUGCAGGUACAUCACAACAAAAUAUGUUGAAAACCUCUAUGACACUCAUAAUAUAAAGUGUCCUGGUAUACGUCUUUUAAGUUGGGGCUUAACGACUUUUGAAAUUGUAAAUAAUAGAGAAAGUUUUUGUGAUAUAACCUGAGCGUCUGAAUUCGGUUUAAUUGAACGAAGUUUAUAAAACCACCGCGAACUUUGUGGCUGUAGAAAAAUUAUUUCAUUGAAAUAAUUGGGGAUAGUAACACGCCACAAAACAUUUGAAAGAAUAAAAAUGUUAUUUCCACUUAUUUCAAUAAAAUAAUUUUACUACAACCACAAAAUUCUCGGUGGUUUUAGAACUUAGUUCAAUUACACAUAAUUCAGACUCUUGGUGUUCUAUUUUCAUUACUUUCUCUAUUAUUUACAGUAAAAAGGUUGUUCACACCCAACAUCAUAGACUUGGGAAACACUUUAAACCUUAAGUCGUAAAUAUGUUUUCAAGUUAUUUUAUGUACCUGUAGUCGAAGUUGGUCGGUCGAAUUCAGACUCACUUUGUAUAACGUUAUCAAACAUGUUUUAUAAACUGUUGUAGAAUUUUUAUACGUCCCAACAAAUUCUCUUAUGUUCUUUACAUAUUUUAACAAAACGUUUGACAUCAAUUAGGGUAAGUAGAAAAAUGACGCCACCUCAAGGAAGAAUUCAUUUCGUUUUUGCAUUCAAAAAUAUCAUUCAAAUGACUUAUCUUUAUUUAUGAAAGAUUUUUCAUCCAGUAUUUGUUUAAUGUCCUUUCUCUAUUUACUAUAGCAAUAUAAACGUGAUUUUACAGAAAUAGCCAAACACAGCACUUGACGGUAUUACCCCAUUGUACGGAGUAAUUUCACCACAUUACAGAAGGUAGUACCACACUAUCCAGAUACACUGCCAUUAAUACUAAGAAGAUAUUAACACUAAUAUUUUAUUUUCUUUAUGAGACAUGCAUGUAUUUAAAUAGGGCUAAGCUUAUAUUAAAAGUGGGUUCUAGCUUAAAACAAAAUAUCUACAUAAAUAUUUAAGGCCAUUAAUUUUGACGUGACAACGUCUAAUAAAUCGAUGAACGCCGGCUGCACGCACGAAAAAGUGUCCCGUUACGCACAUUGUCCCGUUGCGCUGUGUCCCGUCACGCUCAUUACACGCUUGCGCCGCAUCUAUCUCUCUUCCACUUGAUUGGAACAACCAUCGAUUUGACUUUUUC